Molecule: messenger RNA, 720 nt
Organism: Lactuca sativa (garden lettuce)
Lineage: Eukaryota; Viridiplantae; Streptophyta; Magnoliopsida; Asterales; Asteraceae
Product: succinate dehydrogenase assembly factor
Biological process (GO): mitochondrial respiratory chain complex II assembly
Cellular component (GO): mitochondrion
Source: RefSeq, a predicted model, not a curated record
AAUACGUUCUUUUUCUUCAAUUCACUGUUCCCUACAAAAAACAAUGGCGAUGUCUAAUUUGCGCCGUCUACUCUCCACGCCACCGCCGGACCUUUCCCGUCCCGCUGCGAUUUUCUCCACCGUUCGAUCGGAACUAUGUAACUCUGCAAAUCGGUUCUUUUCCAGUUCUCCUGAAAAGCUUCAAAGUCACCAAGACUUGCCCAACAAUCAGCACGAAGCUGUUAACGAACAAGAUCAGAUCCAGAAACUUCAAGAUCACGGAGAGGAAAACGAUGAAGACGACGGUGACGAACCUGACAUGAACAAAGAGACCGGCGAGAUCGGUGGACCCCGAGGUCCCGAGCCUACUCGUUACGGUGAUUGGGAACGUAAUGGUCGUUGCUCUGAUUUCUAAGUCACCCAAUUUCAUCUUCUAAACAGGUUAGGGUUCAUUCGGUUGAUUUCAGAUCUUGUUAUAUAUAUAUGUGAUUUAAUGUUUUCAUAGUUGUCUUAAUUGUAACCGGAAAGAUCGAUAUUCAGUAAUAAAGCAAUGGCGAUCUAGGGUUUCAUCAUUGGAAUCAAAGUUGUCAGUUGUUUUUAGCUUAAGGGACUGUUUCAAUUUCGUGUUUCCAAAGUGUAUUUGCAAUCUUCAUACAAAGUGAUGGUGAAUUUCAUGAAAAGAUGAUUGAUUAUUACUGUUUCAAAUCAAUCUAAACGAAAGAAUCAAUUCUUUUAGUUCAA